AGUUCCUCCCUUCAUCUCUGACAGAUAGUCAGCAGGAACAGAAAGUAUCAACAUCUUGAAGCUGACUCUCACGUCUUGCUCACACAGCUGAUCUCACAUUAGCAGACAGGAUGAUCCCGCUGGGCCCGGCUUGGAUUCUGAUGACAGUGACAGGCUGGACAUUUGGUCCAAUUGAGGCCCUGCCAGGAAAAGAUUUUAAAGUUCUCUACCCCCCUAUCAACAGCAAUGAAGCUGUUGACUGUCAAUGCGAGCCAUCCACAUGUGACUAUGCCUUCUGGUUCCGCACUGUUCCUGACAGCAGCAAAGUAGAGUUCCUGGGCAGAUGUAACAAUGCCGAUCGUGUUAGCGGUCCGUUUAAAGAUAAAGGACGAUUCAAGUUCAGCAGGAAGGGUCUUUCCUUUGAGCUUCGCAUCAUUAAUGUGACAGCAGAGGAUGCAGGGAUUUAUUCCUGCGUUCUGAGCGACAAACAGCUUACAAUUGAAACGUUUCGGCCUGGAACUCUUCUUCUGCCUGGAGUGAGCCCUCCAACAUUGCCUCCAACUACAACCACUAAGAAACCAGUCAGAUCUCCAUGCCUUUGCAAAAAGAAAACUUCAAAUGAAGUCUGUGACUCCCGGGUUCUUUGGCCGCUGGUUGGAGUUCUGGCGGGCUUGGCCCUGACUGUUUUCUGCACUCUGUAUUACUUCAGCCGGCUGCCAAAAAAGUGUCACCACCACUUUGUGAAGAAAAGGCUAAUGUCCUAACGCCUUUCAUAUUUGUUAAUCAUUUGACUGAACAUGCUGAUGUUCUUCCACGGAGUCAUGCGCUUGUUGGAUCCAGAACAAAGUGAAGAUCCCCUCCGCUGAUGGCAGCAUAUCAUGUUAAAUAUGUUUACCAUUGAAGCAGCCAUGUAACAUAGAAUUUUGUUGUAUAUUUUCUUUUGUUUGUAUUUUUUUGUCACUUUUUAUUCAAAUGGGAAUGCAGAUCAAUGUUUGGAUCUUUGAAAUCUAAAACUUUUUAGUUUAUGAAAUCGUUUCGGAAUAAAAGAACUGCACAUUUGAGGGCUUACAAGACUUCACUGCGGUUUAUGAAACUGGUUUUCAUGCUAAUCUAAACAUGAAAAUUUUUUUGGAAACGUAACUUUACAAAAACUUAGAACAAUUGGACUGAAAUGUUCUUUGUUUUUCAUUUAGCUUUUUCUUGUAUUUAAUUAUAUUUUCGUCUGUCACUGUGUUACAGGUAUGUGUUUUAUCACUCAUGUAUGUUAGAGAAAAAGCAUUGUUCUGUAAAUCUGUUUAAUAAAGUUGCCUAAUUUCAACCAA
Molecule: messenger RNA, 1301 nt
Organism: Oryzias latipes (Japanese medaka)
Lineage: Eukaryota; Metazoa; Chordata; Actinopteri; Beloniformes; Adrianichthyidae
Gene: cd8b
Product: cd8 beta
Biological process (GO): regulation of immune response
Cellular component (GO): cell surface
Molecular function (GO): coreceptor activity; MHC class I protein binding
Source: RefSeq, a predicted model, not a curated record